Brassica oleracea var. oleracea is the source of this 2012-nucleotide messenger RNA. RefSeq names its product abscisic acid 8'-hydroxylase 1. The transcript has 10 exons. Lineage: Eukaryota; Viridiplantae; Streptophyta; Magnoliopsida; Brassicales; Brassicaceae. Bases 415 to 1884 code for a protein of 489 amino acids. Gene Ontology annotation, molecular function: heme binding; monooxygenase activity; iron ion binding. The record is from RefSeq and is a predicted model, not a curated record. Gene Ontology annotation, biological process: brassinosteroid biosynthetic process; sterol metabolic process; brassinosteroid homeostasis.
AAUAAUGUCCAUUAACAAAAUAAAUAGCAAGUUAGCGGUUAUCUAGUUUUUAUGGGUUUUAAACGAAGAAAAUUACAUGAGAUUUUACAUGUAGAUUUAAUGUCUUGUUGUGUAGCUUCUCAUCAACUGAAUUAUUUUCUGUAUAACAGUAUAUAUGCAUGCACGCACACACUUGCGCGAGCAUACAUAUAUACUCAACUCAAUAGAUUUAUAGUCUAAAGAAACAUCAUGAGGAGGGAAAAAGGAGAAACAUCACUCACUCGUUACAAAAUAUCUUCCUAUAUUUAUAGACUAAUUAAUAAGCUCGAUCCAAGAUUCUAUACUUCAAGAAUCAUAAUUAAAUCUUCUCUCUUUUUUAUGUGGAAACUUUCUUACUCUUUCAGACUGAAAAAGGAACUUUGUAAACAAAAAUAGAUGGACCAUCUUUCCCUCUGUCCCCUCGUAGUUCUCCUGCUGUGCUUAGUGAUACUAGCACUCAGUAAAAUAUUCAAAACCGUGAUCCAAGAUCAAGAGAAGUCAACGGCUGAUAUUCCUCCGGGAAGCCAUGGUUUUCCGGUGGUCGGAGAAACACUUCAGUUCAUGCUUUCCGUAAACAGCGGCAAAGGCUUCUAUGAGUUCGUUCGUAGUCGUCGUAUCAGGUACGGAAGUUGCUUUAGGACAAGUUUGUUUGGAGAGACGCACGUGUUCCUGUCGACGACUGAGUCAGCUCGGGCUGUUUUAAAUAACGAGUCAGGCAUGUUCACGAAACGGUAUAUAAAGUCCAUAGCUGCGCUUGUGGGUGACCGGAGCCUUCUUUGUGCUUCUCAACACCAUCACAAGAUUCUCCGUAGCCGUUUUAUCAACUUAUUCUCCAAAAAAUCGACGGCUCUGAUGGUUAGACACUUCGAUGAACUCGUCGUUGACGCGCUUAGUGGAUGGGAGCACCGUGGUACAGUGGUCUUGCUCACAGAUUUGCUCCAGAUAACAUUCAAAGCAAUGUGUAAGAUGUUAAUAAGUCUAGAAAACGAAGAAGAAUUGGGUUCAUUGCAAAGAGAUGUUGGCUUUGUUUGUGAAGCGAUGCUAGCUUUUCCUCUCAAUUUACCCUGGACUAGAUUUCACAAGGGCAUCAUGGCAAGAGGAAGAGUUAUGGAGGUGUUAGAAAAGAUAAUCAGAGAAAGGAGAAAUGAAACAAAUAGUCAUAAUAAUAAUUAUCAUGAAGAUUUUCUGCAGCAGCUUCUUGCAGUAGAUAGCGACGGCUCUGCUUCGUCUUCUGAUCAUUCUACUAAGUUGACUGAUGCUGAGAUUAAGGACAAUAUUUUGACCAUGAUCAUUGCAGGACAAGACACGACGGCUAGUGCUUUAACGUGGAUGGUUAAGUACCUCGGUGAAAAUCAGAAGGUUUUGAAUAUUCUGAUUGAAGAACAAACUCAGCUUGCUAAGCAGGCAUCACAUAAACCAUUUCUCGAACUAGAUGAUCUCACUGAAAUGACAUAUGCUUCAAAGAUGGUGAAAGAAUCUCUGAGAAUGGCGUCUGUUGUGCCUUGGUUCCCAAGACUAGUACUUCAAGACUGUGAAAUGGAAGGAUACAAGAUUAAUAAAGGAUGGAAUAUAAACAUUGACGCUAGAUCCAUUCAUCUUGAUCCUAACGUAUAUAGUGAACCUCACAAGUUCAACCCUUCAAGGUUUGACGAGGAAGCAAAAGCAAACAGUUUCUUAGCAUUUGGUAUGGGAGGAAGAACAUGUCUUGGACUUAAUAUGGCCAAAGCCAUGAUGGUAGUUUUUCUCCACCGUUUUAUAACCACUUACAGAUGGGAGGUGGUAGAUGGAGAUCCAAGCAUCGAGAAGUGGACAUUAUUUGCAAGAUUGAAGAGUGGAUAUCCGAUUCGUGUGUCACGUAGACUGUAAAUAUAUAAGUUUCAAAUUAGAUCUUAUAUGUGUAUAUAAAAAGACUCAACGAGUGUUCCUAUAUACGAUGUUUCAUAUCCAAAUGUAAUACUUACAACUUUGCAUUAAUGUCAUAUAUUGUCACUAUA